AUGGGCAAGCGGGUGGCCGAGCUGGCACUGCAGCACAAGGAAGACAGCAACUUCCUCUUGGCCAAUGCUCAGGUGCAUCGUGGCUUCCCCAUUGUUUACUGUUCAGACGGAUUCUGUGACCUCACUGGCUUUGCCCGGACAGAAGUCAUGCAGAAGACCUGCAGCUGCCGUUUCCUCUACGGCAGCGAGACCAGCGAGGCUGUUAUGCAGCGUAUCGAGAAAGUCUUGGAAGGGAAACAAGAAUACCAAACUGAAGUCUGCUUCUACAAGAAGACUAAUGCUCCCUCUAAGCUGUGGACCUUUUGGUGCCUGCUGGACAUCGUACCGAUCAAGAAUGAGAAAGGUGAAGUGGUUCUUUUCCUCUUCUCCUUCAAGGACAUCACCGAGAACCAUGGAAGGAGCCACUCCAAUGAAAAAAAGGAGGAAAAGCACAGGUGUAAGAAGGCGGGGAGUUCCCACUUGCGGGCAGCCAGGAGGCAAAGUCGAACUGCUCUGCACCACCUUGCCAGCCAGUUCACCAGAAAGGACCGGACGGAGAUGAAGAUGAACAGCGAUGUCUUUGAAAACAAGCCCUCGGUGCCAGAGUACAAAAUUGCCUCGGUACAGAAGUCGCGCUUCAUCCUUCUCCACUACAGCAUCUUCAAGGCCUUGUGGGAUUGGCUUAUCCUUCUGGCCACCUUCUAUGUGGCUGUGACCGUUCCUUACAACGUUUGCUUCACCGACUCCGACGACAGUUUGGCGACCGCCCGCAGCACCAUUGUCAGUGAUAUCGUCGUGGAGAUGCUCUUCAUCGUGGACAUCAUCCUGAACUUCCGGACUACGUAUGUCAGCCAGUCGGGCCAGGUGGUUUAUGAUAGCCGGUCCAUCUGCCUCCACUACGUGGCUACGUGGUUCUUCGUGGACUUGAUUGCGGCCUUGCCCUUUGACCUCCUGUAUGCCUUCAAUGUCCCAGUGACCUAUCUGGUACACUUGUUGAAGACGGUGCGCCUCCUCCGCUUGCUUCGUCUGCUCCAGAAGCUGGACCGCUACUCGCAGUACAGUGCCAUGGUCCUCACAUUGCUCAUGUCCAUGUUUGCCCUCUUGGCGCACUGGAUGGCCUGCAUCUGGUACGUCAUUGGCCGGAAGGAGAGCCAUGACCCAGUGACCUGGGACAUUGGCUGGCUGCACGAACUGGGCAAGCGGAUAGAAGCCCCAUACCUCAACAGCUCCGUGGGCGGACCGUCCCUCCGUAGCGCCUACAUCGCUUCGCUGUACUUCACCCUCAGCAGCCUGACCAGCGUGGGCUUUGGCAACGUCUGCGCCAACACGGAUGCCGAGAAAAUCUUCUCUAUCUGCACUAUGCUCAUUGGUGCUCUGAUGCAUGCUGUGGUCUUUGGCAAUGUGACAGCCAUCAUCCAGCGUAUGUAUUCACGGCGCUCCCUGUACCACACCCGCAUGAAAGACCUCAAGGAUUUCAUCCGCGUUCAUCGCCUGCCCCAGCAGCUCAAGCAACGCAUGCUGGAAUACUUCCAGACCACGUGGUCUGUCAACAACGGCAUCGAUGCCAACGAGCUCCUGCGUGACUUCCCGGAUGAACUGCGAGCGGACAUCGCCAUGCACCUGAACAAGGACAUCCUGCAGCUGCCGCUUUUCGAGAGCGCCAGCCGAGGCUGCCUGCGUGCCCUUUCCUUGCACAUCAAAACCUCCUUCUGUGCCCCAGGAGAAUACCUCCUCCGCCAGGGGGACGCCCUGCAAGCCAACUACUUUGUCUGCUCCGGCUCCCUGGAAGUCCUCAAGGACAGCAUUGUGCUGGCCAUUUUGGGUAAAGGGGAUCUCAUCGGGGCUGACCUGCCCAGCAAAGACCAAGUGAUCAAGACCAACGCGGACGUCAAGGCACUGACUUACUGCGACCUCCAGUACAUCAGCCUGCGUGGGCUCUUUGAGGUGCUGGAGCUGUACCCCGAGUAUUCCGCCAAGUUCAUGGCCGACAUCCACCAGGACCUCACCUUCAACCUGCGCGAGGGCAGCGAGAUUGAGGGACUCCUCCGAUUCUCCAGGUCCCCGCGUUUAUCCCAGCCUCAUCCUGAAAGUGGUGCUGCCCCUGAGAAGCCCCUGCCAUCCAUCCAGGAGUACAGUGAGGAUCCGGAGGACUUCUUCCAGCCCUCACCAGCCACCAUCACUCGCCGUAAACUCCUGCUACCCAACCUCAAUAGCCCGGUGAGGCGGGGCUCCCUCAGCAGCCUGCUGGGGGACGACCUGCGCCAGUUCUCAGCCUUGCGGCGGACUUGUCGGUCCCCGGCCCGCUACAGCCAGGGCCGCAGCCCCUCCCCACGGUGCCGCCGGGAGGAACGCCUCUCUGAUAGCGAGAGCAGCGGUGGUCGGAAACCUGACAAACUCCUCAUUCCGUCCCUCGUGAACUAUGGACCCCCAAACCUCAGCCCCAGAGUCGUCGAUGGAAUUGAAGAUGAUGGUGGGGCAUCGGAAUCGCAAACCUUUAGUUUCAACAUGGACCAGACCCCACAGAGCUCAGCCCAAGAGCAUGCAGUGUCAGGGAUGGAACCAGCCAACCUGGUACUAGCUGCAGAAUCCGAGGAGAUAAAGCAGAGCAUCAGGAAGCUCAAUCAAGAGAUCAGCCACCUGAACCAGGAAGUCUCCCACCUGAGCCAGGAGCUGCAACUUCUGAUGGGCCUCCUUCAGAACCAGCUGACCACUCUGUCCUCUUCCUCCUCCGCCUCCGCUUUCGCCUCGACCCGUCCUCCUAGCAGUGGCCAGACCUCGCCCUCCCUGCCCCCUGUAAGCGGGCAACCAGCACACCAGCCUUCAUCUCAGGCCUCGGUUUCCAAGCCGGCGCCCAGCCUUCCCACUUCUGCCAGCACAGACUUUUCCGCCUCCUCCGCCUCCUUGCCUUCUGCCGCCUCCCCGUGCACGGGGCAUUGGGGAUCCCAGGAGCGGCUGGGUUGCGCCUCCUGUGAUCCCGCGGGCCCCUCCCAUCAAUACCAUUCACCUUGGAUGGACACCGGACAAGGCAGCCACCGCGGACAGAUGGCCAGUAUGACUUCUUCUCAUUCGAGCUCGCCCGUGCUGUGUCCAGUGACCUCUCUCUCUCCCAGGAACUCUUUCUCAAGCUGCUCGGGACAGGGCUGCCCUCCGUCACACUUCCAUUUCCGAUCCAGCUCGGAGACCUUCCACUGA
Molecule: messenger RNA, 3171 nt
Organism: Gekko japonicus
Lineage: Eukaryota; Metazoa; Chordata; Lepidosauria; Squamata; Gekkonidae
Gene: KCNH4
Product: potassium channel, voltage gated eag related subfamily H, member 4
Exons: 16
Coding region: 1-3171 (1056 amino acids)
Biological process (GO): regulation of membrane potential; potassium ion transmembrane transport
Cellular component (GO): membrane
Molecular function (GO): voltage-gated potassium channel activity
Source: RefSeq, a predicted model, not a curated record